CGCGGGUUUUUAAGGCCGAACCCUAGGCAGGCUCUGCAGAGGCAGCGGUGGAGGCGCGCUGGGUGCCUGCAGGGGUCUCGCGGAGCGGCUGCGGUGUUUGACCAGGAAAGGCACGAGGAGAGCGCGGCUCACGAGAGAUAACCCAGCUGUGCUCCUUGGAACCUUAAAUUUCAAGGCCUCCCUGACUCUACUAGGCGCCUUAGUUCACUAUGGGGAACCACUUGACUGAGAUGGCGCCCACUGCCUCCUCCUUCUUGCCCCACUUCCAAGCCCUGCAUGUCGUGGUCAUUGGGCUGGACUCUGCUGGAAAGACCUCCCUCCUUUACCGCCUCAAGUUCAAGGAGUUUGUCCAGAGUGUCCCCACCAAAGGCUUCAACACCGAGAAGAUCCGGGUGCCCCUCGGGGGAUCGCGUGGCAUCACCUUCCAAGUGUGGGACGUCGGGGGGCAGGAGAAGCUGCGACCACUGUGGCGCUCUUACACCCGCCGGACAGACGGGCUGGUGUUUGUGGUGGACGCUGCGGAGGCCGAGCGGCUGGAGGAGGCCAAGGUGGAGUUGCACCGAAUCAGCCGGGCCUCAGACAACCAGGGCGUGCCAGUGCUGGUGCUGGCCAACAAGCAGGACCAGCCCGGGGCACUGAGCGCUGCUGAGGUGGAGAAGAGGCUGGCAGUCCGAGAGCUCGCAGCCGCCACUCUCACUCAUGUGCAAGGCUGCAGCGCUGUGGACGGUCUGGGUCUGCAGCAGGGCCUGGAGCGCCUCUAUGAGAUGAUUCUCAAGAGAAAGAAGGCAGCUCGGGGUGGCAAGAAGAGACGGUGACCCGAGCACCCCCUCCUUUUCCCCCCACCUGGUAGGGGUCUGCACACUUGGACAGCAGCGUGGGGCUAGCCUGUGACCUCUCAGUCAGACUAGGGUGCAGGACUUGUCCACCUCAGUGAAGGAGAGAGGAGAAUGGGGGGUCCUGUUUUGGCGCCACAUUGGGAUGGGGAUGGGAGAUGGCAUGUCUGUGCACAUCUCUCUCUCAUCCUCUCUGGAGAAGUGGGCGCUGCAGGACCGUGGAGACGUAAAUGUAAACUGUGACUCUACCUCGACCCUGUUUCUUGUUUUUCUUCUCUGGCUUUUUAAUUGGAUGCGUUUUGGGUAGGGGGGAUGGAAAGUGGCUUGGAGAAUGUGUUUGGGAUGAAAGAACUAUCUCCCCAUCCUCUGUCCCCCAACUGGGGAGUCUCCCCAAGCUGCUUUUCUAGGGAUACCAGUCACAUAAUUUUUAUUUUUGUGUUUGUGAAAGUGCCAAGAACCCCUCCCCACAUUUGUAGAUCCAUGACCCUUUUUAUAAGCCGUGUAUGUCCUAUGUAUUAUUGUUAUUAACUGUUUUUUAGUAUUUGCCUGUAAGUUAUUAAAGACUGAUAACUGUAGCUCUUACCUUGGUCUGGGGCAUUCUCCUCUCCUUAUCUUGUCCCAGAGACAAUUCAAGAUUUCUAUUUGGGGUUGUGGUGCCGGGGGAGGGAGAUUUAUCUUGAAGCUGAAUUUGCAAAGCAAGCACUUAAAAAAAUUAGAUUGUGUGUUAAGGGAUGGCUCGUGAAAAUUAUAGGGGGGAGUUGAAAACCCCUCAAGCUA
This is a messenger RNA of Rhinopithecus roxellana (golden snub-nosed monkey), 1610 nucleotides long. RefSeq names its product ADP ribosylation factor like GTPase 4D (gene ARL4D). Gene Ontology annotation, biological process: vesicle-mediated transport; intracellular protein transport. Gene Ontology annotation, cellular component: cytoplasm. The transcript has 2 exons. Bases 210 to 815 code for a protein of 201 amino acids. The record is from RefSeq and is a predicted model, not a curated record. Gene Ontology annotation, molecular function: GTP binding; GTPase activity. Lineage: Eukaryota; Metazoa; Chordata; Mammalia; Primates; Cercopithecidae.